AUGGCGGUGCUGAAUGGACCUGCAACGCUGACCUCAGAGGAUCAACAAACCUGUGAGGACAACGUCUUAGCCUUCUUCAAGCAUGUGUGGCUCAGCGGCUCGCAGGAGGAGAUGGUCUUGAAGCGCGACCUCCACUUGGCCUGGCUGAAGAAGGGCCUCGUUUCGUUGCCGCCCAACUUCUGCGGUCUCGAUGCCUCGCGGCCGUGGUUCGUCUUUUGGAUCUCCCACGCCAUGGAGGUGCUGGGCGACUUUGAGGAGCAGCACUGGUCGCCGCAGGUGGCCUCCUUCCUGUUGCACUGCCAGGACGCCUCCGGCGGCUUCGCAGGGGGCCCCCAGCAGCUUCCGCAUCUAGCACCGACCUAUGCGGCCGUGUCGGCGCUGAUGGUGGCGGGCACCGAGGAGGCUUAUAAGGUGGUGGACCGCGCUGCCAUGUAUGGCUUCCUGAUGCGCAUGAAGAGCCCUCAGGGCGGCUUCAAGAUGCAUGAUGAAGGAGAGACGGACAUGCGUGGCUGCUACUGUGCCAUCGCCACUGCCUCUAUGCUGCACAUCUUAACGGAUGAGUUGCUGGAAGGGGUGCCUGAGUACAUCAGCAGAUGCCAAACCUGGGAGGGUGGCAUAGCUGGAGAAGAGGGCCUUGAGGCCCAUGGUGGCUAUUCAUACUGUGGCCUUGCUGCCCUCUGCAUCGCCGGCCGGGCGGAGUCCUUGGACUUGCACAGUUUCCUGAAGUGGGCGGUCAACAAGCAGAUGACCCACGAGGGUGGCUUCCAGGGCCGCGCCAAUAAACUGGUGGACAGCUGCUACUCCUUCUGGCAGGGCGCCAUUUUCCCCCUGCUGCACGAGGCCUUUCGCCAGAGUGGGGCUGACAUGAAGCUUCCAGAGGAGCAUUGCUGGUUCGCGCCCGAGCCCUUGCAGAUGUACAUCUUGUUGGCGUGUCAGCAUCCAAAUGGUGGCUUGAGGGAUAAACCCACCAAGUCGGCGGAUUUUUAUCACACCUGCUACGCCUUGAGUGGUAUGGCGGUCAGUCAGUAUGAUGUGGCAGGGCACACGCCUAUGGUGGGGCAUGUGGCGACGAAUCUUCUGGAGCGCACAGAUAUUUACUACAAUGUCUUGUUAGAGAAGGCGGAACGGAAGUGCGGUUAUUUUCAGAAUUUGCCCCUGGAGAUCGACGGCCAGACGGUGGCGACCCGGGAGGGCCCAGGUGCAGUGGCUUGGAGGAAACAUCUGGAAACGAGUAAGAAACUCGUGGAGAUGGACCCCUCGCCAGUAGAGAAAGAUGAGAAAGGCCCGAUCGUUUGCGCCACCUUCCCUUUGCUGGCGUGCACAGGGCACUGCCUGGCUAAACAGAUUGGGAAACAGAUCGAAGAUCAAACCCGGGAUUUUCACAAGGCCAGUACCGUGGCAGAGGAGUCCCUGAUGGGCGUUCGCACGGUCUCGGCGUUUGGCACUGAGCGCUUCCAGCAGCAGCGCUUUGAAGAGCAGCUGGGCAGAGCCAGGAAGGGCGGCAUCAGGUCUGGCAUUAGGAUUGGCUGCUUCUGGGGCCUCCAGAACUUUGCCAUGACCUGCCUCUAUGCCUUGACCCUGUGGUUCGGUGGCCAUGUGCUGAUCGCUCGGAGGAUGGAAGGCCACACCCAUUCCGACGUCAACGGCGGGGAUGUGAUCGUGGUCCUCGUUGCGCUCAUUACUGGCAUGACAGGGAUCUCUCAGUUUAGUGGCUAUGCUCCACAGAUGGCAAAGGCCAUUAUUUCGGCCAAGAGUUUGAAGGAGAUGAUCCGCUGGAAGGAUCGAGAGAUUGAACCAGACGGCUUUGAAGAUGACGACCCUCCGAAAAACCUGCUGGAUGUGCAGAGUAUCGAGUUCCGGGGGGUUGGCUUCAGCUAUCCCAGUCGUCCAGAGAAGGUGGUUCUGAAUAAACUCAGCUUCUCCAUCUCCAAAGGCCAGAAAGUGGCGUUUGUUGGUGAGAGCGGCUGUGGCAAGAGUACCACCAUCCAACUUCUAGAACGUUUCUACGACCCAAACUUCGGCGAAGUCCUGGUGAACGGUGUCCCCCUGCGUCACCUGCCGGUGCGCACCUGGCGUCGGAUGCUGGGCUACGUGGGGCAGCACCCGGUGCUCUUCGCGACCUCGGCGCUGGAGAACAUCAAGGCGGGCGACGCCAUCAGCGACGAGGAGGCCAUCGAGGCUGCGCGCCAGGCGCAGAUCUUGGAGACGCUGACGGCGCUGCCCGAGCGCCUGGACACCUUCCUGGGCACCGGAGGUGGAACCCUGUCGGGUGGUCAGCGGCAGCGGGUGGCCAUUGCACGGGCCUUGGCAAAGAAACCCAAGGUCUUGCUGUUGGAUGAAGCCACUUCAGCCUUGGACAACGAAUCCGAGCGCAUGGUGCAGGCCACUUUAGAUUCCCUGGAUGAGACCCUUGGGCGGGCCUUGACCACCGUGUCCAUCGCCCACCGCUUGACGACCAUCGUCAACUCGGACGUGAUCUACGUGCUGUCGGAGGGCCGCUGUGUGGAACAGGGCUCACAUUCGGAGCUCAUGGCCCGCCAGGGGCAGUACUACGCAAUGGCCUCCAUCCAGCAGGCCGCCACAGCCAAACGCGCGGCGGAGGCCCUUCACCCCCUGUCCCGACAGGUCACCAGAAAGACCCAUGCAGACACCAGAUCCAGCCAGCCGGCCUUCAACUCUGGCAUUACGAGUCUCUCGGGUUCUUGGCUCCAGAUCCCCGAGCUGGACACGGGCGACGAUGCGGUGACGGAUCCCAAACGUCCCAGGACGCUGCGGCGCCUCUUCCGUGCGGCGCGGGAGGAUUGGCUGAUGAUCCCAGCUGCGAUGCUGGCCGUGGUGAUGGCAGCCGCAUGUUCACCGGUGCAGGCCUAUUUCUUCAAUCGCGCCUUGAUGAGCUUUUAUUCCCAUUCAUUGGAAGACAUGUUGCAAGAACUGGAUACAGCGUGCCUGGGCCUGGUGGUGGUAGGCAUCAUCUUUGGCAUCAGCGUAUUUAUCCAGAACAGCUUGUUCACCUUUUUGCAGGAGGGCAUCAGCUUGCGACUGCGGAAAGCGGCCUUCGGUAGCACCAUCCGGAUGCACAUGGGCUUCUUUGAUACACCCGAGAAUCAAACCGCCAGCCUCUUGGUCUCCCUGGAGCGUCACAUGACUCGCGUCUCGCAAAUCUUUGGUGUGAACCUGGCCAACACACUGGGAGCAGUGCUGACAUGCCUGGCCUGCAUUAUCCUGAGUUUUUUCGGGUCCUGGAUCCUGGCGCUGGUUCUGCUGGCCGUCCUUCCCAUAGGCUUCGGCCUCAGCACCAUCUUGACCACGGCGGCGGCCAAGGUGGACUCCCGCGCGGAGCUGGCCUACGCCACGGCCUCGCAGACCACCACCGAGGCGGUCACCAACAUCCGCACCGUGCGGGCGCUGCGGGCCGAGGAGCACACCUUGAACAUCAUGACCGACUCCCUGGAGGUGGUAGCCACCUGGAACCGAUCCAUGGCGGUGAAAAGGGCCUUUGCUUUCGGUUUCACCAGCAGUAUGGUUUCUUUGAUCUACUUGAUCGGCUUCGGUCUGUCGGGCGUGAUGAUCAGCAGCCGUUACUUCGACCCGCCCAAAGUGCUGCUGACACUCUUCGCUGUGGUCUUCGGGGUGAUGUUCGUGAGCAUCAUGGCCAUGUACCUCCCGGACAGCGCCUCCGGGGUCGUGGCGGCCAAGGAGGUCUUCCGCUUGAUCGACCAGAGCUCCAAGAUCGAUGCCGUUGAGCCGGACGGGGAAGUUCGAAACCUUGGAGAUGGCAGUAUCUGCUUGAAGGAGGUGGGGUUCUACUACCCGCACCGUUCGGAGAUCCUGGUCUUGCGCAAGAUGAGCUUGAACAUCCGCAAGGGGCAGAAGGUGGCAUUGGUAGGCUACUCUGGCAGUGGAAAAUCCACUGUGAUUCAGCUCCUUUUGAGGUUUUAUGAUCCUCAGGAGGGUCUCAUCACAGUGGGGGGCCGAGACCUGAAGCAGCUGGAUGUGAGUUGGUGGAGGAAGCAGAUUGGCCUCGUGGGUCAGCAGCCCAUGCUGUUCGACCUGACCCUGGAGGAGAACGUGAAAUAUGGCUGCGAGGAGGCUACCCAUGAGCAAGUCGUGCAAGCUGCGCGCGUGGCGAACAUGGACUAUGUCUUCGAUGGCUCAAGGCACUGGACGGACCGAGUGGGGCUGAGGGGCGAAAAGCUGAGUGGCGGGCAACGGCAGCGCUGCGCCAUCGCGCGCGCAGUGCUGAGAAACCCAAAGAUCUUGCUGUUGGAUGAGGCCACUUCUGACCUGGACAGCGCCACCGAAGCGCUGGUCCAAGAGGCACUGCAGCGCGCCGCCAAAGGCGUCACCAGCGUCACGGUGGCGCAUCGGCUGUCGACGAUCCGCGGCGCGGAUCAGAUCUUUGUGCUGCUGGAUGGACAGGUGGUCGAACGUGGAACCUACUCGGAGCUGGUGUCCCUCGGGGGGCACUUUGCCAAGUUGGCGGGAGCCGAGCUCCGUCGCAUCUUGAAGGAUCGCAGUGAGGCCUACUUUCCGUGCUUCUCAACAUUUCCAGCAUCAAUGCAAGAGUUCCAAGUGCAAGCCUACCAACGUUUGGCCUAUGGUGCACUGGACUUCGCCAAGACACCCGUCCAGUUGAUCAGUGUGCACUUGCUCACUUUCUACCAACAGGCUGGUGCGGCUCUGGGAGCCGUGGCUUUCUUUACCUCCACAGCCCGGUGCUUCGACGUCUUGUCCGAUCCGCUGAUGGCGCAGAUCUCGGAUGGCUUCACCUCGCGCUUCGGGCGUCGGCGGCCCUUUGUGCUGGUGGGCUGCGGUCUCUACGCGCUGUGUUUGGUGGCCUUAUGCAGCCCACCAUGGUCCAUGUCGCCAGGGAAUACCGGCGCAUGGUUCGGGUGUUUUUACAUCCUCUUCUUUCUCACGGACACGAUCACGUCGAUUCCGCACAACGCCCUGGGACAAGAGAUCACCUCAGACACCGAUCAACGACGCCUGGUCUUCAUGGUGGCCAAGAUUUACCAGGCCUUCGGCAUGAUCGCAGCAGCGGCCCUGCCGGUGCUCAUGGGGAAUUUGUUGGGCAGCUGCGAGCUGCCGCCGGAGUGCCACGGCACACAGGAGGAGGGCCACUGCGUCGACCUGGAACGCAAGUGCGAUGGGAUUCAGAGCCGCAGAUCCAUCUUGGCUACUGGUCUCAUCUUUGCUGGCGUGGCAGUCAUCUCAGGCAUCGCCUGUGUCUCAGUCAUCCGCGAGCGGCGCAGCACUGGCGCGGGGCUCUUGGAGUCGGAGCUGGAGAGGCCGUCGAAGUUAGAUGAGAUCUUGCCUGGCUUUCUUGCCAUGUUGCAGAACCGCCCCUUUCGAGCAAUGGUGAUUCCAUGGGUCUUGGACCAAACCAUCGUGGCCAUGUUGUCGUCCUUGCUGCCCUUCUACGUGCAGUACGUGAUUUCUCCCGAGGAGAUCUGCCAAGAUUCGGUUCCGCCCAUCCCCAUUGGCAGCAUGCGAUGCAGCUCCAGGAUGGUGCUUGGGAUUGGCUUGGUGUGCAUGUUGCUCGCGGCCAUUGGUUCGAUGCCUCUUUGGCAGAAAGCGGCAAUGGGCUUUGGUGACUACAGGACGUGGUUGGCUUUCAACUUCCUGAAUGCCAUCACCACCAUCCUGUUUAUCCUGGGACGAUCGAGCACCUUGGCCAUCGUCCUGACCAUUUGCUUUGCCAUUUUGAACGGUGCUCCCAUAGGAGCCAGCUUCUUAACGGACAAUAUCCUGGGAUUGGUCAUCGACUACGACGAGCUACGGACUGGCACUCGAAGCGAGGCGACCUUCACGAUGUUCGCAAGCUUCAUUCCCAAGGUGGUAAGUGUCCCCGCCUCUGCCUUCCCCCUGACGUUGCUGGCGCUGAUGGGUUUCCGUGACCCCAUCGAUGGGCAGCUGCAAGUGCAGACAGAAGAAGUGCAGUGGGGAGUACGGAUCAUGUUCUCAGUGGUUCCAACCUUGCUGGCGCUUACCAGCUUUGCGCUGAAAGGCUUGCUCUUUCCAUUCAAGGACCUGGCCCGUGCCGAUGCGGAGAUCAAAGCCGGCUUGGCACUGCGGAAGCUUGGAGAGCCGUACAGAGAUCCCUUGGACUCGAGCUACAGGCACCCUGAUGCUGCGGAGACGAAUCACCGCGUAGGAGCGCUACUGGCGCACUUCCCAGGGGUGGCGGUGGUGGAACGGCUGCAAUCUGAAGGGGUGACCUUCUUGCGGAAUCGCUGUGCCAUGCAGUUGGCCGGACUGCUGUCGGUGGCGUUGAUCUGUGGCUUGUUCACUGGCAUUACCAUGGCCUUGGGCUUCUUGAACAACAACAAGCUCAGUUGGUUGCCCUCCAUCCUUGUGCUGAUGACCGGCCUAGGCUUUACUCACCUGGUGUCCACCGGCCUCCACUCCAGCCAUGACCACAAAAAGCAGGCGCAGCUGCCCCCCAGCACUGAGUUUAUGCAGUCCACAGUGGAGACUGCGCCCUGCGGCUUGAUGGACUUUUUCAACAAACACAAGGAAGGACCAGGAAUAGACAAAUGGGUACACUAUUUUCCCAUCUACGAAGAGCAUUUUGGACGUUUUUGCCAAGGCAAGGGCAAUCUCAGCAUGGCGGAAAUCGGCGUCCAAUCAGGGGGAUCGCUGCUGAUGUGGCGGCAUGCCUUUGGCAAAAAGUUGAAGUUGAUGCUUGGGCUCGACAUCGACAACAAUACCAAGGCAUGGGAAAAGUUGGGCAGCAACAUCAAGAUCGAGAUCGGGAAUCAAGGCGACGCGGAGUUCCUUAGAUCGGUGAAGACGAAGUACCCUGGAGGGUUUGACAUCCUCCUGGAUGACGGUUCUCAUCUUCCAGAGCAUCAGUUCACCACCUUCGUUCAUCUGUGGUCCGCCAUCCGACCCGGUGGCGUGCUGAUGAUCGAGGACGUCCAUGGUAUCAACCCCAUGUUCAAGUGGCUCAUGGAGGGGCACAUGAAUGAGAAUGCCAAGAUGCCAGGGUUGUACUAUCCAAGAGGACGCCUGGGACCUACCAAUGACGUCAGCAGGGCGGGAGGCGAUUUCCUGAACAACUUUGGUGGCAAGUUGGGCGUGGCUUCGAGGAUUCAGAAUGAAGUAGAGAGCGUCAAGAUCUAUCCCUUCAUCGUGGCCAUUACGAAGCGAAGGACUCCGCUGCAGCGCCUGACCCCUGUAAGGAAAGGUCCGCUGAUCAGUGACCGGCCGCGGGUUGAGACGCAACGAACGACUGCGUUUGAAAAACGUCCCAUCGCCAUGAAAUCCUGUGAGUACAGCCCAGCUGGUCUGCGGCUCCGAGCCGCGUUGAAUUUGCAGAAACUGUUGCCACAGUUGCCCCCAGAAACUUUGGAGGCCUGCUGCUCACGGCGCCGUGCUCUACAACAGGGUGACCUGGCGCCAGAUGCGGUGGAGCGAAUUGCGGUCUGGACCGCUGAGGCGCAAAGUUUCAUGGCGCAUCAAAGGUCCGUCGCCUCCCUGCAGCAGUCCUCCCUGGGCGAAGUGCCGGCUGGAAGCAGCAGCAGCAGCCAGGAGCGCGCCUGA
This is a messenger RNA of Cladocopium goreaui, 7548 nucleotides long. NCBI's taxonomy places the organism in Eukaryota, Dinophyceae, Suessiales, Symbiodiniaceae. The record is from the annotation of a GenBank genome assembly.